This is a messenger RNA of Trematosphaeria pertusa, 1137 nucleotides long. RefSeq lists its product as uncharacterized. The record is from RefSeq and is a predicted model, not a curated record. The transcript has a single exon. NCBI's taxonomy places the organism in Eukaryota, Fungi, Ascomycota, Dothideomycetes, Pleosporales, Trematosphaeriaceae. The coding region runs from base 1 to 1137 and encodes 378 amino acids.
AUGCCGACCACCUUUGAAACAGCAUCCAGCCAACUCCCUCGUCCGUCUAGUUUUCACGAGGAAUUCGAUAUGGCCACCGCAGACCGGCCCCCGAUGGAGCGUCCGCAAACCACUACACGUCGAUUUGCUGAGAAUGUGGCUUUUCGGAAACAGGAGCCUUGUUGGAAGCGAGUUGGAAAGACAGUUGGUAACGCAAUCGGAUGUCUGCGUCGGCUGUGCAAGAAUCGUCGAGGGCAAUCUGGGCUUCGGCCGGUAGAUGAAGAGGAGGUAGCCCUGCUCCAUCAGGAAGAGCUACAGCGAGCGGUUUCUUCCUCGUUAGGUUCAUCCUGGUCGUCAUUCGACGAGUACGAAGAUCGCAUGGUGUGUAACGACCUGUACACACGUCGAACUGCUCCACAUACCAUGCACUUCUCAUACAUGGAUAUCCCGAGAGGUGGCCUCGCUGAUGACUACUACUUCCCAGGAAACUCUGACGCGAGCUCAGGGGAAGUCUCAGAAGCAGGCCUCUUCAUACCUAGAGUUCCAAUGUAUGAGGGCUCUGGGUGGACCGAGGAGCAACAAGAGAACUCCGCUUUACUCUUCGCCUCUAAUGAUCAGGCCUGCUUGGCCCGCUUUCAGCGACACUGGGAAGGACUGUACGAAGAUCCGAUCGAUCAAUCCCUGUUCGCGGACUUCGACUUCGACUUCGAACACGAUCGGUCGCCGCAAAAGCCAGUCGAAUGGGACCAGUUUGGGAUGGUACUUCCACGCAAGGCUGGCCCAGGGCGUCCAGCAAAGUCCAAAGGCGUGCUACAGGAAGCUUCUAAUCACUUGGCUUUCGAAGAGUGGCACGGCAAUAUCGACGCGGACUCAUAUCCUUAUAUCGAUGCCGAACUAGCCUUUUACCAGCGGGAAUUUGAACGCACGUCUGGUGGAGAAGUCGAAGAGCUCUUUCACCAGUACUUCCGAGCAGUAUAUCCGCCGUUUCGGUAUUGCGAUCGACCCUCCCUGUACUCAGAUGCUUUCUCUCAUCGCUCGUCUUGCGAAGAUCAGCAAGUGGAGAAGGAAGUGGCUGUGAAAUCGCCGCGGGGGUCCCUCGCAAGGGAUAUAACUUCGGUCUGGGUUAAGGGUGAGUACUUUGGCUUCUUUGCCGGAUAG